AUGAGCACUGUCGACCGCCACCCCACCACCACCGCUCUGGAAGACGAGAAGGACUUGAGUACAACGCACGAGAAGGACAUCGUCGUCGCAGAGGAGAACCCCGAGUAUAUUGAGUUUUUGGCAUUGUCCGACUUAUACCAAGGAGAUGCUCUGAAUAAAUUGACCAAAAAGAUCGACUGGCAUGUGCUGCCUCAGCUUGUGUUCAUCUACCUCCUAUCUUAUAUCGACCGAGGCAACGUCGGAAAUGCCAAACUGUUCGGCGCUAUGCAAGACAUGAAAAUGGACUCGAAGAUGUGGAAUCUGGGACUUUCGCUCUUUUUCAUCACGUACGCUUUCGCGGGUCCUCCCUGCUCCAUUCUUUUGAAGAAACUAGGUCCAAAGCUUGUACUCUCGGGUGUUCUGUUGGGCGUCUCGCUCAUCCUCAUCUGCUCCGGCUGCUCCGGGAGUAUCGCCUCAUGGUUCCCUCUUCGAUUGCUUCUGGGUCUUUUCGAAGCCGGCAUGUACCCCGGCUGUGCUUGGGUUCUCACUACCUGGUAUACCCCCGACCAAAUCCACAGCCGACAUACCAUCUUCUACUGCGGUGCUUGUCUUGCCGGAGCCUUCUCCGGUCUACUCGCUUACGGUAUCGGUCAGCUCGACUAUACCUGGGGGUAUCGUGGGUGGCGGUUUAUCUACAUCAUCGAAGGUGUAUUCUCGACGUGCGUGGCAGUGGGCGCGUACUUUGUCUUGCAAGAGACUCCAGCGAAGCAAGGAGGAUGGCUGGACGAUCAGGAGAGGAGGUUUUUGGUAUUGAGAAACAAGUUUGCGUAUGGGAAAGACAAGGGUGGGAGCGCUGAUACGCUCAACAAGAAGGACGUGCUCGCUGCCUUGACCUCUAUCCACGUCUGGAUCCUCUCCUUCGGCUACUUCUGUGUCGGAUGCUGGGUGUACGGCCUCUCCUUCACCAUCCCCACCAUCAUGAACAACAUGGGAUUUACCGCCGCCGAUUCGCAAGCUCUCUCCGCGCCCCCUUACGUUUUUGCAACUUUCUGUGUCGUCGCUUCUGGAUGGUUUUCGGACAAGUAUAAGACGAGAGCUUUGGCUACUGUCCUUCCCGCACUCAUGGGCUUUAUCGGUCUCCUUAUCUGCGUAUUAUCUGUCACCCACAAACACCUUGUUGCGCUGACUUACGUUGGUGUCUGCCUGGCUCAAGGCGGAUCGGUCUGUCUUUCCCCCGCGUUUAGUGUCUGGACAAGUCUCAAUGCUGCUGGCUCAGGAAAGAGGGCUGUCGCGAUCAGUGUAGCUGUUGUUUGGGUGCAAUUGGGCGGUUUGGUUGGGUCUAAUAUCUAUCUGGCGAACGAAUCUCCCGCCUACCACACCGGCUUCGGUGUCUCCCUCGCCUUCCUUGGUCUCGGCAAUAUCGUUACUCCCAUCUUGUACUGGUUCCUUAUCGGCCACAUCAACGGCAAGAGAGACAAGAUGAGCGAAGAAGAGAUCUAUGAAAAGUAUACAGCGGAGGAGCUGCAGGAGAUGGGAGAUUUGUCGCCUCUGUAUCGGUACGAGCGAUGA
Cryptococcus wingfieldii CBS 7118 is the source of this 1548-nucleotide messenger RNA. RefSeq lists its product as hypothetical. Bases 1 to 1548 code for a protein of 515 amino acids. The transcript is spliced from 9 exons. NCBI's taxonomy places the organism in Eukaryota, Fungi, Basidiomycota, Tremellomycetes, Tremellales, Cryptococcaceae. Gene Ontology annotation, biological process: transmembrane transport. The record is from RefSeq and is a predicted model, not a curated record. Gene Ontology annotation, cellular component: membrane. Gene Ontology annotation, molecular function: transmembrane transporter activity.